Didymosphaeria variabile is the source of this 786-nucleotide messenger RNA. RefSeq lists its product as uncharacterized. The transcript has a single exon. The record is from RefSeq and is a predicted model, not a curated record. Lineage: Eukaryota; Fungi; Ascomycota; Dothideomycetes; Pleosporales; Didymosphaeriaceae. The coding region runs from base 1 to 786 and encodes 261 amino acids.
AUGUGUCCACCUUGCGUGCCAAUUGUGCGCAUUCCGAUACUCGUCGUCUGUCGAAAGCAUCGUGACCUUACGAUGUGGCAAUACUUGUGGCUAGCGAACCUUGCUCUGGCUCUUCCAUCGCCGUACCUUUACCAACGAGGUGCCGCUGAAUGCCCAAUAGUUUUCGAUGGGCGUGUGCUGCAGAAUCUUUCUACCAACUCUUUCGAUCUCACCGACGUAUCGCCCUACAGCACGCAAUACGUCAAGGGCGAGAACUUGACGUGGAGCCAGAUUAUCUUCCUGCCAAACACUACAACUUCCCGUUUCGAUACGUUGGGCGUGCAUCGCUCGCUUGAAGUCACCAUCAACGACCAGUCACUCUUUCGCUCCGGGCAAGGAUUGCAGAACGGCUUUCGACGUGCGGGUUUGUUACUCAAGGAUGAUAAGAACGCAGCUGGAGCUGAUGCAGCGGAUCAGGGCGUGGUCACGUUCCACUGGAGCGUGAGACAAGACUUGAGCAAACCACUCAACCUGAGUCACGAGUAUAUGAAUGUGUGGCAUGAGAAGGCCGACUACAGCGGCAAUCAAUUUACUUUUGUUGGAGGAGUCGUGUUGCCCGUUGAUGGUGGAAGCGGUAUCGAUGCACCUGAGGAGAAGAACGCCUGGAGGAUCCAAAAUUCGAAGAACGAGUUUUUAUUCCGCACGCCGAUUCGGAACGAUGCGUGGCAGAAUUUUGCGAUACAAUUGGACUAUUUGAAUAAGUAUGACAAUCCCAUCCCCUUUUUGAUAAGGAUUCCAGAAAGUUAA